This is a messenger RNA of Cladocopium goreaui, 1083 nucleotides long. Lineage: Eukaryota; Dinophyceae; Suessiales; Symbiodiniaceae. The record is from the annotation of a GenBank genome assembly.
AUGCAGGCCGCAGAGGCCGACGGGGAGGCCGAAAGAAAGGCCGGGUUGGAAUACCUUGAGAGCAUCCUGAAGUCACAGGAGUUCGCCGGCCGAGAUAGCAACUUUGUGAAGGAAUUGCUCUUGAACGCCUCUGUCGAGAGAUUCGUGGAUGACCAAGUCAUUUUCCAUGAGAAUGAUGAUGUCGACAGGCUGUAUUUUAUUGAAAAUGGCGAAGCUGCAGUUUGCGUAGAUGACCAACCCAUUGAGAAGAUCUCCAGCGGCAAAGUGAUUGGCCUUGGAGCGAUCUUCGAAACGUUGGGACUGCCCGUGACCAUCAAAGCCAUGGCGUCUUGCAAUUGCCAUUCGGUGUCCAGACAGAACUUGCUGUCAGCCUUGCAAAAGUAUCCGGAGGACGCCAACCACUUGCGGUCCUUCGCCGAGAGGCUAUGCAAGGAGGAGACGAGCCGCUGGGAGAAGCGUGGAGCCAUCCUCCGGACGAAGCGAAAGCUGAAGGCCAUCUCCGCCAUGCGCAACGGCCGGAAGUCGGCCUUGGCCACUCGCACCGUGAUGGAGGAGAUGUCGGCCACCUCGACGCCGCCGGAAACGCCCGAGGUCCACCAGGUCAGUGAGCCGCUGGCAUCGGCAACGACACCCACCUCUUCUCGGCCCUUGCAAGAUGAGGUCAAGAGGCGUCAGAAGCUUCAGAUGAUUCGCGCAGGGCUGGCAGCAAGGCAACGAGGUGAGAGUACUGGAUCCUCAUCGGCAGCGUGUAGAAAGGGCCGCGGAGUGCGGCUAGCGACCGAAAGCCUGGAGGAGAGUCCCGGGAUCGGCUUGCCGCUUGAUGCUUCACCAGAGGAUGAGACUUCAGAAGUGGCUUUCGAGUUAGACGAGCUUGAGCUAGCUGACCCCGAUGGAGAGCUGCACCGACAGCAUAGUCAUGAAAGUCAGAGCGGCUCACCACUUCUCGCGUCAGGCGGCAGGGCACGAACACGUCGACAGGGUUCUGCAUCCAUCCGCAAGGAUGAUGGGAGUCGCAGCGCACUGAAGAAGAAGGGCUCCAAACGGAGUUUUCUGCCUGUCUUGUCCAGCGCGUCGCCUGCAUGA